Messenger RNA from Anastrepha ludens (Mexican fruit fly), 8555 nucleotides. It is a transcript of the gene Ccn, whose product is annotated as transcription factor mef2A. NCBI's taxonomy places the organism in Eukaryota, Metazoa, Arthropoda, Insecta, Diptera, Tephritidae. Gene Ontology annotation, cellular component: extracellular matrix. Gene Ontology annotation, molecular function: heparin binding; integrin binding. The transcript is spliced from 9 exons. The record is from RefSeq and is a predicted model, not a curated record. Gene Ontology annotation, biological process: signal transduction; cell adhesion. Bases 73 to 2346 code for a protein of 757 amino acids.
GAGUGUUCAGUUGACUAUUUCCAUGCAAACUUCAUCACGAGGAUACCGGCAAGCGGAAAUACUACAACGAAAAUGCUGAUAUUGCUGCCGUUGUUGGGUGUGUUGUUUAACGGUCUGACCACAGCGCAUGUGGAGGCGAAUUUAAGUUUGGAAUUUAAGGCCACAAAGCUUUUGAGGCAACACAAUCCAGCAAACUGUACUGUUGGCAAUACAACAUAUGCACACGGACAGACAUUUAAAUUGGAUUGUAAAACACAAUGUGUCUGCGAGAAUGGUCGCCACGCCUGUUCAUCGCUGUGUCCGAAGGAGCAACUGCCGGCGCCAGAGGAUACGAUGUCUUGCAGAUCGCCACGUCUGGUGGAGGUGCCAGGACAUUGCUGCAAAAUGUGGCUUUGUGAGAAUCCCACAGCUGAUGUAUACGCCACCUGCCACAAUGCCUCUACAAGUCCAUGGACGCCCUGCUCGCGGCCGUGUGGCCUUGGCAUUUCGACGCGCUUCACCAGCACGAAUACUGGCUGCCGGCAAUUGAGCAGUAUACGCCUGUGUGAAAAUCGCAAAUGCGAUGAAGACAAUAACAACAAAAACUACUCAACGUCACAACAGUCACAACUUGCGCAAAAAGUCAUAACAGUGCCGCAAAAGUAUGCGCACGAACAGCGACAACAACAAUUAAUUAGCCAUAAUGUGGCAAACAAUUUAGUUGUAAGUGAGCCUGAGGAUACUAAGGAUUUAAAAAAUUACCGUGCAUUGUUCGAGCAUAAAGAACAUCGAAUACGUAAAGGCCACGAGUGCCGCAGCUUGCAACGUCUGGGCCCGGCUCGUAUUCGCUUGGGUGCCUGCAUCUCACGAAAGCUGUAUCGACCGAAAUUAUGCGGACGUUGUCAUCAGCAUUCGGGAAAAUGCUGUACACCCUCGGUCUCAACAACCAUACAGGUUGAAUUGUUGUGUCCACUGAAGGCUGAUGAUCCAAUCAACUUUGCCGAACAGCAACAACCGGAAGGACAAGCGCCACUGCAAUUAUGGGACACAGCAUCGCUGGAGCCAAUCGAUCAGGAAUUCCUGCAAUCACAUCAAAUCCAAAUUGAAAAUAAAUUUAUUGCAGUUGAAUGGAUAUUGAAGUGUGAGUGUGGCAAAUAUGAAAAUUGUAACAACCUACAAAAAUACACCGCAACAAUGCAUAGCAGCUCAGGCAAUAAAAGCAACAACGGCUACAACAACCAAAAGCAGAGCAAAAACGACAGCAACAGCAACAACAGCAAAAGAAAUAACAAUAGUAGUUGGCAUACAAGUGGCGCUGUAGGUGACCACAAUAAUAAUAAAAAUGCGGCGACAAACAUUAUCAGCGACACAACAUACAACUACAAUGAGAAUGCGUACAACAACAAUAAAAACGAUGUGAACAUGAGUAGCAGUGGCAAUAACAAGGGAAGCCAGGGAAGCAUGGCAAACAAUCACUACAACGAGCAAAGUAUUGAGGUGGACAAUGACAGUGAUAAUCGGUAUGUGCAACAGCAAGAACAACAAGCGGAUACAGCACAGCAAGAGCAGCAACAACGUUUAGUGUCGUCGGGUGAAUUGCAGCCAGACAUUAUACCAUAUCCGGCAAUGUUGCCGCCGCACCGCAACACUCAGCAACAAAACCAAACCCAAAUGGGCCAGUCAAAUGGUGACAAGAGAAACAGCAACAACAACAAAAAUAAAGACAGUAAAUACGAUAAUAGGAGUGGAAUCAAGGGAGGCAUUGUGGAUGGCGCUGCCAGCGAUGAAAACAUGCGUGUGAACGCUGAACAUGACAACAAUAACAACAACAUAAAAGCCAUAAAAAAUGUGGCUGUACCGAAUAAAAAUGAAAAUAAAAUUUUUGCUAGUUUUGCUUUUUAUCACCAUGACGGCAAUGAUGUCGACGACAAGCGUGAUGCUGGUCACAGUACAAGCGACGAUUCGACCAAGCAAUACGUUAGCGAUGGGCAGCAUCAAAACGCACUUAACGAGGAUGGAGAACAAGAACAACAGCUGCAGCUACACAAACUUCAACGACUGCAGGAUUGGGAGAUGGACCAAAAUUUACAUUAUCAAAAGCAACAGCCACCAACAUCCGAGUCCAGUCUAGCGGCUUCGCACCAAUAUUAUCCGCAGCAUCAACAAAAGCACCAUCAACAUCACCAUCACCAUCAUCAACAGCACCAUCAGCACCACUUACAGCACCACCAGCUAUAUCCGCACACACACCCGCACUCACAUACGCCCCAGUAUCCGCCACAGUCCCAGCAAUAUUUUCUUGAGCAACUACGACAACAGCAGGAGCAACCAAUCGAGCAGCAAACGUUCCACCAACGACGCUCAUAGCAACGCAGACGUGCACCACAAACGCAUCGCCAACGCUGGCCGCCACGCAAAGGACGAGGCAAAAGGAAAAAGAGCAACGGAGCGAAACGACGUAUGAAUGGCAGCACAGCAGCGGUGAGGGAGGCGACAGGGGGAGUAUUCCCGAUUGCCGCACAAAUGGGCACUUCAUAAAUAAAUAAAAGCGACAAACUGAUAAACCGGCACAAAAGCAACAAAAUUAUGCAAGCGAGUGACAAAGACGCAAAAAACGAGUUAGUGAGAAAAAAUCUUAAUAAAAGAGGAGAAUGGGUCAGCAAGGAUGUGCAGUACUUGGAAGUUAACGGCAGGCGCACCACUGGCAAACGACCACAGCAGCAAAAAUAGUCACUAUAAAAACCACCAAUAACAGCGCACUCGAGCAAAGUAAAAGGUAGUAAAGCGCACGGCGAACACAGAGCGCCACCAACGAACGAAUGAACAGACAAACAACAGACCGGCAACAAAGUUGCAACUUUUGCAUAUCACAAAGCAAAUAAAUUUUUCAUUUCCAAUGUGGAAAACUACAACAUUGCAAAGUGCAAAAAACAUCCGCCACACAAAAUAACAAACAACAAACUGAUUUCAAAACAAAAGGGAACAAAACAACAACAACAAGUUAUCUAGCAUACAUUUAUUGUCGCUGCAAUGACCAGACAGCAGACCGAACACGAAAAAUAAAUAAAUUGAUAAAACUACAGCGCAAACCGGACAAAAUAUUUUCGUCGUUGUUGUUUCCGUAUUUUUUAUUUUGUUCUCGUUAUUUUCUCAGCCGGUACUCCAGCUGGCAUAGACGUUAAUGGCAUCAACUGGCUGGCAGAUUUGCGCGGCUGCGGUUCGUUUGGCUGUCACACUUUAAAUUGCAAUUGCAGGAUGCAAGGAAGCGUAACGGUGAACAAGCAAGAUAAUACUUACACACAUAAGUAGCGAAUCUUUCAAAAAAGGUAUUUAAAAUUGCCAUAUUUUAGAAAAUGAAAUAAAAAAUGAGAUUCAUUAAGCAGAGCGAUACGCGGUUUUAAGGGGUACCGGUGGUCUAGAGCUCGAAAAUGUAGGGUAUUUUCAGGAAUUUUUUUUUAAAUAAAAAAAUUUCAAACGAUAUUUAAAUUUUUUGGGCUUUUUAUUUAACUUCUUUUACACGCAAAAAAAAUAUAUUUUUAAUUUUAAUCAUUUUAAAAAUGGCGAUAAAGUUGACCCCCUGGACGGUGUUAACCAUUUUGGCUCUUCUUUUUAUUUGAAACACAAAAACCUAAAAAAUAGUAAUCAGUAUGACUGUAGCUGUAUCCGGUACUGGAAUAAAAACAAAAAAAAAUUGAUAAAAUGGCGCGGUUUGUUUUCAGUUUUUUAAUCAAAAAAUACGAAAUAAUUGAAAUGAUAAUAUUAUUCCAGUAUGGGCGAUAGCCAUUGACGUUGUGAACAAACUAUUAAAAUCUCAGACGAUUCGGUUGAAUAAUGUUGUUUUUGUUUUUGACAACACCAGGCCGAAAAAAGUAGUUUCGAGAUAAUUGGGUUUAAAGUUUUGAGAGUAGCCGCGUGACGAAUCACCUGCUAAACGGCGGUAGAAUCGAAAAAUACUAGGAAUAUCCUUCAACAAAUUUUACAGUAUAUUCUUAAAGCCCAUACUUUCGGAAUAUCAUAAAAAAAUCGAUUUUUGGAAAAUUCUAGACCACAGAAAUCCCUUAAGUGAAAAUAAAACCAAUAAACAAAAAAUGGCAAAAAAGUUUGCAAAAAAAAAAAUUGUUUUUGUCUAAAUAGUAAAACAAAACAACAGAACAAACUGAUUGAUCAAAGAAAAAUAUUACCAUCUUGUACAAGAAUAUUUUUAAAUUUUACAAUUUUUAUUGGGCCUGAUACUAUAGUCGAAAAUUUAAUAUCGAUUAACUCCGAAAACCCAAAUGACGAUAUACUUUGAUCGCACAUAAAAAUGCUUAAAAAGGGCUUAUCAAUUGAUACCCUCUCCACUUUGAAUUUAGGAACCUUUUGUUUAUCUACUAAAUACAGGGUAGGGCAAACGUAAUAGCAUAUCAUCACAAGCCCCCGAUUAUACAAUAACAUUACUAAAAACCUAAACAAAUGCUUUUUUUCGAAAUUAUAUACCAGUAAGUCAGCCUUGAUUUUGGUCACAGGAGAACCCAGGAAAUCAUACAUACAUACCUACAUAUAUAUUCUGCAUCGAAAAAAUUUAGGUUAGAGCCGCUUUAUAUUAAAGCUGCUAAGCAAGGAACUGAGUGAGCGGAAAUGAAACCACAGACAGGUGCGCAUAUCAGCUCAUUUAAGGAGAAAUGUAAAAUAGCUUUGCCAUUUUUUUUAGUAACUGAGACUUUAAGGGCCAUAGCAGACUGUGUAGUUUUUUUGUGAAAUAAUUUUUUGUCCCCAGGAUCUACAAAUUAUUUAUAUUCCUAAAGAUUAUGUUCAGCAAAGACUUUAAAGUACUCGAUUUCUGAAUUUUACUUCAAGACCACCGGUGCGCAGUGACCUCCUUUUAAAUGCGCUUAUCUCAAAAUUGUAUUUUUGAAUGUUGGCCAGAUAGAUAACUCAAGCAAUUUUGGACCAAUUCACCUAACAGCUUCAGUAUAUAAUUACAAAUACAUUACCUAAGGAAGUGCGAAAGAUAUCUUUAUUAGUAAUUUUCUGAAACUUUUUGCUUGCUUUUCUUUUGUUGAAUUAUUUACGUUUUACGUAGAGAGUACCGCGCUUUUUUGAGAAAAAUCUAAUAUAUUGAUCAGCAUCAGUCAGCACUACAACCAGGAGUGGGUUUUGGCUUGCUCCAAUAUCCUCUUUCUGGCUUCUGUAUCAUUUGCUAGUGGCAUCUAGUUUCUCACUCCUAAUGUUUUCAGACCAUCUUGACCCAAUUUAUAUAUCUUUUGCCCGGUUUUCUCCUUUUUCUCUUCGCUUCGGCUUAUAAUCCAUAAUGGUUUUUUGGGCGCGAGUGCUCUUUAUUCUUAUAACGUGUUCUAGCCAUCUUAUUCUCUAUGAUUUUAUAAACUUGACUGUAUCUUCUCCGUUCUUCUCAUUCCGCUUCAGGCCGAAGAUUUUGCAUAGUAUUUUUCUUUCGUAUACUUUUGGCAACGCUUCUCUCGGCCCUAUAUUGCUCUAGAUAAAAGUUUUGACUGAAACAGGUUCAUGUGAGCGUAAUAGGCUUUGUUUGCUGAAGUAAAAAGUCUUAAGUGAAGUAUAUUAAAAAAUGUCAAGAUUUCUGCUAAAUAAAAAGUCCAUAGGGAUAAGAUCGGGCGACCAGAGUGGCCAGGAUAUGUCACCUAACCGGUUUGGUAGAGAAGAAGUAAUGCGAGCAUGUGCGCCGUGUUACUGAGGGAAGGAUGUUCACUCAUUAUUGGCGUAUAAUAAUCGUUCAGAAUACGCCGACAAGAGACACCGUCCACAUAAGUGGCUUGUAUUCGACAAAUUUCAAAACAAUAUGGUCCAUUUGUUCCACUCUGCUUGACAAUGCACACCAAAUCGUCACUUUUGGACUCUGAAAUGACUGUUGAUGUUUUAAUAGUGGGUUCUGGGUUCUGUCUUUUAGGUGCCUAAAAAUGCCAAUUUUGCUUAUUUACAUUUCCAUUAAAAUGAAAAUAUGUUUCGUCACUCCAAAAGAUAGUGUUGACCGUACGAAAACGCUCCAACAUUGUUGGACAAUUUGAACUUUGAUGGGAUGAAGUCUAGGAUCCUUCCGUCAUGCACGAUAGUUUUUGGAGGUCCCUGAUCAGGCGCUCUCUUGUGCACGGACUGAUGCGAUUUAUCGUGCAAACUUGUAGUGACGACUCAGUAUUUUCAUUAACAUUGAUGUUCCGUUGAGCCCCGGCCGUAGGCUGUUGCCGGAACCUUCGCAUCCCUAAACGAAUCAAAUCUUCACUUGGGUCGUCGCGUAAGUGCCGAAUAUAAUAAAAUAAAUAAAAUCUGAGGCGAGCAGUUGCUCAUAAAUCAUAGGCCUUGAAAUUCACUCCGAUUGUGAACGCACGUUAUUUACCCAACCAAUGCGACACCUUGAUUAAAUAUAUUGCCCGAAUAACGCUGCUAACGCAGUUCCCCCUCAGCUCAGCGAUAAGAGAAAAACUUAAAUUUGGAACCUAAUUCCACCACCAGACCCCGUACAAGUAUUUAAUGGCGACUAGGCUUGGUUUAUCGAUUGGCCACUUUGAUACCCCAAUUCAUAACUUCAGAAAGAAAAGGAGACAGCUGAAUGAAACCGUGCCGGCGUCACAAAAACCGGGAUCAAAAUAAUAUUGUGUUCUCAAACAGCAAGGGGGAAUUAGGUUAAGAUGAAGCAAGCAAAUGUUUUUUGCAUACUAGAUUUUAUAAGAAAAUCUAACCAGAAAAUACUUCUCCUAAUUUCUAAUUUGGAGUGCGUUUUGUCAUAUUUUUCUUCUUUGUAUUUUUUAAAGUCUGGUGCAAAAUAAUCUUAAAGAGUUAGGAGUAGUCAGGGACAAGGAAGGAGACAGUAGGUUUUUUUUUAAAUAUUUAUUAUUAUAUAUUAGUUAUAUAGAAAGGGUCCUUUCAUAAAUGUUUUAACUUCAGAUCUCUAAAAUUUCUAUACAAAAUUAUCCAUCUCUCCUAAUUGCUUAGUUCCUUGCGGGAACCAAUAGAACUUUGUGCUGACGCAUCUAAACUUAACAAAGAAAGAAAGUUAUUUUGUUUAAUGUUAAAUUCAAAACUUAAUCGUAGCUAAAGCUAAAGCUUAUACUCGAAUUUAUAAAAAGUGUGCGGUUGAGCCUCCUUUUGGGAACUUGUUGGUGGCUUCGUUUCUUGUUAUUUUCCUUGCCUUGCCUCAGCCUAAGAAUGUCAUAACAUUAUUUCAGUAGCUUGAAUGUAAAAAUCCGAUUGGCUAAAAUCGUACAAGGCUGCUUGAUAUCGUUUUUGUGAGAUAUAAAGGUAUUACUAUUUUGGAAAAUACAGUUUUCGGGCAAAUGCCUUCCAUAGCUUCUGCACAGACUUUGAAUUAUUAACCCAGUAGCUGGAUUCAAGGAGGAAGCAUCACAGUAUCGCUUUGCUGAAAACUUAUAUACUCUCUCACAGAUGUAUGUAUUUUGUUACAUAAGUGUGUACGUGAUAACUCGAUAACUUAAAUAAUUAGACUCUAAGGAAAAGUGUGAAUACUUUAAAUGGCAGCAAAGAUUAAAAACAAUAAGCACAAAAGUAUAAAAACCAGUUAUAUUUGUGUUGGAAAAUAAAUCCAUAACUGGUAAAAUUAAAAUUAAAAAAAAACACACAAAAAAUUUAAGAACAGAAAAGAAAUAUUUUUGCGAGCAAACAUAUACAAAAAACGAUAUUGAAACACUUAAAAAAAUUAUAAAAAAAUGCAACUGCAAGAAUAACAAAAUUAAUAAAUGGAAUUAUGUAGUUGCAAGAAACCUUAAGCUAAAUAAUUGUAAAAAUUCUUAGCUGUAAGCUAGCUAGUAAAGUUAAGAUAACACUGAAACCAAAACCAAAAACUAAAAAACAAAAACACAAACUAUUAUCGGCGAACCACUUCAAUUAGAAAAAGGAAAUUUCGAAAUUGACCACAUAACCAGCAAAAAUUAUUGGUCUGCAACUUGAGCGUAAAAAAAUCUAAAUUAUCUAAAAAUCGUACGUGUGUGUAUACAAAAGCAACAACACUUGCUAUUAAGAAUCAUGUAAAAACGUUAAUCAUAUAUUUGUAUGUAUGUUUAAGCAUUACACAUAUGUAUUUAUAUUGUAUAUGUACUUAUACUAUACUUGCGAUGAAUCUAUACCAGAUAGGUGGCAAGGUUCGGUGUCGAUUGAAUACUACUGCAUAUAUGCGUAUGUAUGAAUCAGAGUGUCUUGGGUGUGUAAAACAAAAUACAAUAGAAAAACAAUGAAAGUUUCAAAUUUCGACAACUGCUAAAGUAUACCCAAAUGAUAGAACAAAAUCUAAACUGCAACAUAUCUACAUAUACCAUACAUAUUCUAUAUCUGUGUAUCUGUGUGUACCAAUAGGAUGCUUGGCAUCUGCAAAUGGAUAUUCAAACUCAUAUCUAUGUGCAUGUUACUGCAACGUAUUUUUCUUUUAUAAAAAACGAUAAGAAUAUAAGCAUUUAUUUCGCCCCCGCAAUUUGUUUGGCCAUUGGUUUAAAGAUUUCACAAAUUGUAGAUUAUUCAUUUAGUUUAGUUAUUCGCAAUUUUAAAAUGAUGAUAUAUGUACGUAUAUAUGUAUAUUCAUUUAUUCAAUAAAAGACGAUGCUCUACUUUAAGCAAAA